CACCACAACCACUGCAGCGGAAUUGACGGCGUACGAUUGGUUGAGAAGCUGGGAGCUCCGGCUCAGCCGGAGCAGUAACAACAGCUUGAGAUGCCAGAGCUUGCACCUGAAAUGGCGCUUCAAAUGGCCAUUAAAGCUGUCAACGAUACCGCAGGUCCAGAUGGCUACAUUCCUACACUUCUCAUCUUUGGAGCGUACCCCCAAAUGACGGACUACAGUCCUCCCGCAUCCAUGGUCGUUCAACGCGCUGCUACAAUCAAGAAAGCAAUGACCGAAGUACGAAGGCUUCACAUCAUACGCCAAGUCAACAACGCGCUUAAUACUCGUAAUGGACUAUCGUCUACGCUCGUGCACCGUCUUCCUCUCAAUUCAGACGUGCUUGUAUGGCGUGAAGGUGGGACUAGAUACCCCGGCAAAUGGAAAGGACUGUACAAGCUUAUAUCAAUUGAUGGAGAAAUGUGCACCGUGGAGCUCCCCAACGGACUUACAAAGUUUAGGUUAACUGUUGUUAAACCAUACUACAAAGAUGACGAUUUGGAGCAUAAAGAUGACGAGCAGCUAGCUCCAGAGGAAGCACCACCUAUACUCACUGGCGACGGCCAGUUUGACAAAUCGCGCCGCAAAGAGGUUACCGGACUAUUGGAAAGAGGCAUAUUCAUAGCCGUCAAUCGAGAGGAUAUCCUGCUAGAUGCCCGCAUCUAUGGCUUCAGGUUCGUCAACGAGGUCAAGAAUAAAGGCACCGACAAAGCGUUCGAGAAAUCGUGGCUCGUCGUACAAGCCUAUAGCGACAAGGAUAAAGAAUUUGUACUAACGCAGUUACUUACGAUUCAGCGCUCUAGCCAACGCCUGAUUCUCUGUAUUGGGAUAAGCAAAGAUGGAUUUCACACCUACUAUAAGUACCACACCAAGCAACUUGGUAUGGAGACCUCCAUGUACAAUCUAUACCUCCUUCACUGCUGUAAUCUAGAGCAAGGAUUUGGUGUGAUCGGCAUGCAAACAGAUGACAUACUUAUUGUCGCUGACGAAGCCUUUGCCGCACGAGAAGAAGAGCAAAUCAAACGUGCAAAUAUUCUUUGUAAGCCCUGUGAACAGCUUAUAACUGGCAAAUCGCUACGAUUCAAUGGUGCGGUAAUUACAGAGGAUGCCCAGGGUAUUACUCUUACCCAAGAACGCACCUGUAAGAACAUUUGGCUCGUACAAGAUCACCCUUCGGAUACGGUUAGCUCCCGUGGCAAGGUUCGCAAAAACGCAUCUCCGCACGAACAGUACGUUGCCCAACGAGCCCUUGGUGCGUAUAUUGCUUCCGUCUCACAACCCGAAGCCUCGUUCGAUCUAUCCUUCGCAGCGCAAGCUACACAACCGGGAAAAGAGGAUAUAAAGGCGCUCAAUAAACGACUUCAAUGGCAGAUUGACAAUUCCACCCGCGGGCUACGGUUCGUCAAGAUCGAUCUACGGACUGCAAAACUGUACGCAUUCGUUGAUGCUUCGUUUGCUAAUAACAAGGACUCUUCUUCCCAAAUUGGCCACGUUAUCGUACUCGCAGACGCAUGA
Messenger RNA from Talaromyces stipitatus ATCC 10500, 1551 nucleotides. RefSeq lists its product as uncharacterized. The record is from RefSeq and is a predicted model, not a curated record. The transcript has 3 exons. The coding region runs from base 91 to 1551 and encodes 486 amino acids. Lineage: Eukaryota; Fungi; Ascomycota; Eurotiomycetes; Eurotiales; Trichocomaceae.